AUGCAGCGUCAUUUCUUUGAUGUACAGUCUCUUUCUGCAUUGCUGAGUUCGACUAACGAGGAUGGAUACGACCUCCAUGACGAAUGGCACGAAAUUCGAUUCCAAGAACAGCUGGCGAAAUUCAGAAAGGAGUCGAAGUUUCUUGAUUGUAACAUCGUAACCGAGCGUUUGGCUAUAGUUCGUUGUCAUCGACUAGUCAUGUGUGCGCACAGCGCACAUUUGGAGGCUGCUUUAAUGGGCACUUUGAAUAGCGGUGUAGUCACACUCAGGAUCGAUUCACGCAGUGUACAUAUUUCCACAGAAAAUAUGAAGAUGCUAGUGGACUUCGCUUACACGGGAGUACUGGACGUGGGGCGGCGGCGGUUCAGAAUGUUACGUCUGUCGGCUUUCGAACUUGGCAUGAAUCGCCUAGUAGACCUUGUUGAUCAUUGUGCUCGUAAACUGGCAGAUGAAGAAGAGGAAUCGAACCAAUAUAGAAUGUUUGGUAUGAAUUUUUCAAUCCCCAUGGAUGAGAAUACUUCUGGAAAUCAUGCUGGUAAUAACGAUUUCUCACGUAACCGACCUGAGGGCAACAAGUUAAAUGGGAAUUCCGCAUCGUUGAACUAUUGCCCUGAGGACAUUACUGCUCAAGCGGCCGAUGACUAUGAUUCGAUUUACGAAGAAUAUGUUAUGGGACCUCGUCGUGGUAGAAGAACUGCUAUUCGUAUGAACCGUAACAGAUAUCAACCAGUUGUCGUCAGAGGAACAACAGUUGUGUCUGUCCCUGAUGCGAACAAUGGAGACGUUAAUGUGCCAGCGGUGACAAUGUCGUUUCUCCAAGAAAAUGAGCGAAGAACGUCGGCUGUGGAUAGCUUCGGUUACGGUCUUCCAGAAAUUGUUGGAGCAAGUGAUGUCACAGUACCACUUAUAGUGGGUGAUCAGAGGGUAAUGAUGGAAAAACCGUUCAAAUGUCCGUAUUGUGACCACAGGUCGAAAGAAAAGAGUGGACUUGAGAAGCAUAUACGAUGCAUUCAUACAGGGGAAGCCCCGUACAAGUGCAAGUACUGCAAUCAGUCCUUCAAAGUGCAAAGUAACCUUGUACGACAUAUUCGUGCUCAUACAGGUAUAUACAAGGAGUUUAUGCACGGAAUAGAGUUUCUCGCUGCAUUUUCAGUGAGAAAGCAUUUUUCUGUUAGCGUAGUUGGAGAAGGGAUCAUUCUGUCAUGCCUCUAG
Cooperia oncophora is the source of this 1212-nucleotide messenger RNA. NCBI's taxonomy places the organism in Eukaryota, Metazoa, Nematoda, Chromadorea, Rhabditida, Trichostrongylidae. The record is from the annotation of a GenBank genome assembly.